This is a messenger RNA of Aegilops tauschii subsp. strangulata, 2091 nucleotides long. RefSeq names its product benzyl alcohol O-benzoyltransferase-like. Lineage: Eukaryota; Viridiplantae; Streptophyta; Magnoliopsida; Poales; Poaceae. The record is from RefSeq and is a predicted model, not a curated record.
ACACACACACACACACACACAAAAGAGAGGUUAACAGGCACACAAAAAAAAGAACACAAGGAAGAAAAAAAACACGUACAGGAGGCUACGCAUUUAUCUCUGUCAGUGUCUCACGUGUAUAUAGGAGUAUAUAGUAUUACCUCUGUUCCGAAAUAUAAAUUGCUAGAGGAGUUCAGUUUAUAUUCCCCCAACGACUUAUAUUUAAGAACGGAGGGAGUACUCCACAAGCCUAGCAGCAAGAAACACACCAGCUCGACGCACACACAAUUGAUCACCAUUACCGUAGCUCAUCCUCCUCUCGUCCCAUUAGCUGAGAAUCAUCCUGACACAUUACCCAUGUCGUUGAGGUUCACGGUGCAGCGUAAGGCGGUACAGCUGGUGUUGCCGGCCGGGCCGACACCACGCGAGCUGAAGCGGCUCUCAGACAUUGACGACCAGCACGGUCUACGAUUCCACAUCCCCGUCAUCCAGUUUUACCGGCGUGACGCGUCCAUGAGCAGCAGGGACCCCGCAGCGGUGGUCUGGCGCGCGGUGGCCAAAGCGCUCUUGCACUACUACCCAUUCGCCGGCCGGCUAAGGGAGCUCGGUGGUCGCAAGCUUGUUGUUGACUGCACCGGUGAGGGUGUGCUGUUCAUCGAGGCCAACACUGACGCGCGUCUGGAGCACUUAGGUGACGCCUUGCAGCCGCCCUUCCCUGGACUGGAGGAGCUCAUCUUCGAUGUCCCUGGCUCGUCGGAAGUUAUUGGCACCCCACUUCUCCUCUUUCAGGUGACACGGCUAGCAUGCGGAGGAUUCAUCCUAGUAGUGGGGAUGAUGCACACGAUGGCGGACGCGCCAGGGAUGGUGCAGUUCCUGGCUGCCGUGGCUGAGCUGGCACGGGGCGCCACGGUGCCAUCGGUGCGGCCGGUGUGGGGGCGCGAGCUUCUGGAGGCACGGAACCCGCCGUGCCCUGCCUUCGUGCACCGGGCGUAUGACGAGGUGCCCGACACCAAGGGUACCAUCAUGCCGCUCAGCGACAUGGUGCAGCGCUCCUUCUUCUUCGGGCCCUGGGAAGUCGCCGCCAUCCGGUCUCAUCUCCCGCGGGGCCUCCUGGAGCAUGCCACCAUGUUUGAGGUCCUUACGGGUUGCGUGUGGAGGUGCUGCACCGCGGCUCUUGCCCCUGACGCCGACGAGGAGAUGCGGAUGAUCUGCAUCGUCAGCGCCCGUUGCGGCAGGGCCGCCAUCCCGAGCGGCUACUACAACCAUGCUUUCGCCUUGCCAGCCACCGUGUCGUCCGCCGGCGAUCUGUGCGCGAACCCCCUGAGCUACGCGGUGCAGCUGGUGAAAGAAGCCAAGGGAGUCGUGAACACGGAGUAUAUGCGGUCGGUAACAGAUCUGAUGGUGCAGCGCGGGCGGCCGCACUUCACCCUGGCGCGCACGUACCUGACGUCGGACGUGACCAAGGCAGGGUUCGGCGACCUGGACUUUGGGUGGGGCACGCCGGUGUACGGCGGGCCGGCCAAGGGCAGCCGAACUGGCUUGCUGCGAUGCGUGAGGAGUUCGACGCCUUGCAGCGCAACCCUCGACGUGUCCAAUGCUUUUCUGCAUGGCCACCUCGACGAGCAGGUGUUCUGUCAGCAGCCUACUGGUUUUGUCAACACCGACCAUCCGGACCACGUGUGCUUGCUCUCCCGUUCUCACAACGGGUUGAAGCAGGCACCUCGGGCCUGGUACCAGCGGAUCGCGGCCUUCCUUCAGCAGCAGGGGUUCUGGUUCACACAGUCUGAUGCCUCCCUGUUUAUUUAUCACCAGGGCACCGCCACAACGUACCUCCUCCUCUACAUCGAUGACAUCAUCCUAACUGCGUCCUCGCCACCGCUGUUUCAGCAGAUCACAGCUCGCCUCCGCUCAGAGUUCGCCCUCAAGGACUUGGGGGCUCUCCACUACUUCCUCGGCAUCGAGGUUGUUCGCCGGGCCACUGGCUUCUUCCUGCAUCAGCACAAGUAUGCCUAUGAGCUUCUGGAGAGAGCCGGCAUGCUUAACUGCAAGCCUGCUCCUACGCCUGUCGACACAAAGGCUAAGGUGUCUGCCGUUGAGCGAGUCCUGGACUAA